Molecule: messenger RNA, 2638 nt
Organism: Ceratosolen solmsi marchali
Lineage: Eukaryota; Metazoa; Arthropoda; Insecta; Hymenoptera; Agaonidae
Gene: Nmdar1
Product: glutamate ionotropic receptor NMDA type subunit 1
Exons: 16
Coding region: 119-2638 (839 amino acids)
Biological process (GO): monoatomic ion transport
Cellular component (GO): membrane
Molecular function (GO): ligand-gated monoatomic ion channel activity; signaling receptor activity
Source: RefSeq, a predicted model, not a curated record
GAAGAAUAAAAACAGAAAUUUAAUAAUUAUAUUAAUUUGCAUUAUUGUACGUCCAAUUUUUAUCGUAGGACGUUUAUCACAGACCGUCAAUAAUCCUGGAUAUUUUAAUAUUGGCGGUAUGCUUUCCAAUUCAGAAUAUGAAGCUUUCUUUAAUGAAACAAUAGAUAAUUUAAAUUUUGAUUCACAAUAUGUCAAUAAAGGAGUCACAUAUGGACAUGUUGUUAUUGAAAUGGAUUCGAAUCCAAUUAGAACUGUUUUAAAUGUAUGUAAAUUUCUCAUUGCAAAUAGAGUAUACGCUAUUAUAAUAUCGCAUCCACCUAUUGGAGAGUUAUCAUCUGCUGCAGUAUCUUAUACAAGUGGAUUUUAUCAUAUUCCUGUAAUUGGUAUAUCUUCAAGGGAUUCAGCCUUUUCUGAUAAGAAUAUUCAUGUUUCAUUUCUGCGAACUGUACCACCAUAUUCUCAUCAAGCAGAUGUAUGGCUGGAACUAUUAAGAUAUUUUAAUUAUAUGAAAGUUAUAUUCAUACAUAGCUCAGAUACUGAUGGAAGAAGUUUACUUGGACGGUUUCAGACAACAUCUCAAAUCCUUGAAGAUGAUAUGGAAAUUAAAAUACAGGUCGAAUAUGUUAUUGAAUUUGAACCAGGACUUCAAAAUUUCAAAGAUCAAUUACUAGAAUUAAAAAAUGCUCAAUCAAGAGUUUAUUUAAUGUAUGCAUCAUACGUUUUAGUAUCGGCUUUGCGGCAAAUGAAUGAAACUGAAAGUAUAACAGAAGCACCUCAUGACUGUGACAAUUCCGGUUCUAUUUGGGAAACAGGAAAAAAGCUUUUUGAAUAUAUUCGGCAGCAAAGUAUAAAUAAUGGUGCUACAGGACGAAUAGCUUUUGAUGAUAAUGGAGAUCGUAUGUAUGCUGAAUAUGAUAUAAUAAAUGUUAAAUCAAAUAAUAUAAUUAAAUCUGUUGGUCGAUAUUUUUAUUCUUCGGAAAUUAGUAAAAUGAAAUUAGCUAUCAAUGACUCGAUUAUUACAUGGCCAGGAAAAAUAAAAAGUAAACCUGAAGGUUUUCUUAUUCCAACGCACUUAAAGGUACUAACAGUUGAGGAAAAACCAUUCGUUUAUGUAAGAAAAUCUGCAGAAUAUAAAUGUUUUUCUGAUGAAAUACUGUGUCCAAGUUAUGGUAAAUCCAUAAAAAAUGAUGUUGCCACAGAGAUUAACUGCUGCAAAGGAUAUUGCGUAGAUUUAUUAAAAGAAUUAGCUAAGACAAUUAAUUUCACAUACAGUUUAUCACUUUCUCCAGAUGGACAAUUUGGAAGCUAUAUUUAUAAAAGUAAUAAUACCAAUAGAAAAGAAUGGAAUGGUCUUAUUGGAGAAAUUGUUUAUGAACGGGCAGAUAUGAUAGUUGCUCCAUUAACUAUAAAUCCAGAACGCGCAGAGUUUAUCGAAUUUAGUAAACCAUUUAAAUAUCAAGGUAUAACAAUUCUUGAAAAAAAGCCUUCCCGAUCUUCAACGUUGGUGUCUUUUUUACAACCAUUCAGUAAUACAUUAUGGAUUUUAGUUAUGGUAUCUGUACAUGUUGUUGCUCUAGUUUUAUAUUUAUUAGAUCGUUUUUCACCAUUCGGUAGAUUUAAACUUUCAAAUGCAGAUGGCACUGAAGAAGAUGCUCUUAAUCUGUCAAGUGCAAUUUGGUUUGCAUGGGGAGUUUUACUCAACAGUGGAAUAGGAGAAGGUACACCUCGAAGUUUUUCUGCUCGAGUUUUAGGGAUGGUAUGGGCUGGAUUUGCAAUGAUUAUUGUUGCAUCGUAUACAGCUAAUUUAGCUGCUUUUCUUGUAUUAGAAAGACCAAAAACUAAACUAACCGGUAUAAAUGAUGCAAGGUUAAGAAAUACAAUGGAAAAUCUAACGUGUGCUACCGUAAGAGGAUCUGCUGUAGAUAUGUAUUUUCGAAGACAAGUAGAAUUAUCAAAUAUGUAUCGAACAAUGGAAGCAAAUAAUUAUAAUACUGCGGAAGAAGCUAUUCGAGAUGUUAAAAUAGGAAAAUUAAUGGCUUUCAUAUGGGACAGUUCCAGAUUAGAAUUUGAAGCAGCUCAAGAUUGUGAAUUAGUAACAGCUGGUGAACUUUUUGGUAGGUCAGGUUAUGGAAUUGGAAUGCAGAAGCGAUCUCCGUGGGCAGAUGCAGUCACGUUGGCCGUGUUGGAUUUUCAUGAAAGUGGAUUCAUGGAAAGUUUAGAUAAUUAUUGGAUUUUACAAGGAAACCUACAACAAUGUGAACAAUUUGAGAAAACCCCUAAUACUUUAGGAUUGAAAAAUAUGGCUGGAGUAUUUAUUUUGGUAGGAGCCGGAAUAAUCGGUGGUAUUAUGCUUAUAAUUAUUGAAAUGGCUUAUAAGAAACAUCAAAUUAGGAAACAAAAACAAAUAGAAUUAGCAAGACACGCUGCUGAUAAAUGGAGAGGAACAGUAGAGAUGCGGAAAAAUAUGAGAUCAUCUUCUAAUUCAAGAUGCAUUCAUAGUAAUGGAAUAAGCGAUACGGCUACGGUCAGUUUAGCAGUUGAUUCUGUUCAAAAGUCAGUAGAAAGUAAUCGUAGUCCAGGAAGAGCUUGGCCAGGAGAUGACAUGAGACACUUGGAACUUAUAGUCAGAAAGUUCUAA